GCACUCGUAGCAUUUUAGACGAAGAUGUAGCCCCGUUGGGCUCAACAGUCUCUUCUCAGUCCUUUUUUCGACUGAAGCCCACAUGCUGUGGUUGUAGUCCGCGCUUCUUAGGUUGUAGUUCCCGAUAUCAUCGACAAGCGGCUGUUACGACGUAAAGGAUGCUAUUUUUGUCUUGAGUUUUAUGCGAACCUAUGAUACCAUCAUGCUUCUCAUCGUUUUGGAAGAUGUAUAAAGCAGACGGAUUGUCGUUUUGGAUUGAUUAAUUCUUGGUCUCAGCAGCAGCAUCAUCUUCUCAGUCUUGCAAUCACCUACCCUCUACCCGUCAUCAUGAAGUUCACCACCGGUCUUGCUCUUCUGAGCGCUCUUGCCACCUCCACGGCUCAGAUCCUCGUCCCUCCAGGACCCGUCAAGGGCCCCAAUACUCUUGUCUUCAAGCAGAUUGGCGGCAUCCCCAACAAUGAGUGCUUGACCUUCACCAACAGCGGCGAGAUCGUCCAAGCCGCCUGCGCCUGGACACACGCCGACAGACAAGUCACUCCCGGCAAGAUCUUGGGGACCGACGUCCUCAUUGUCCAGCGGGGCUUUGCUGCCCCCUUUCGUGGUGACCUUGUCGGCAAGACAGCCUGCGUUGCCUUCAACGAGACCACCUUCCGCGCCGAGGACUGCUCGAGGAACGACCUGCUGUUUGUCAGAUUCGAUGUUGGUAACGGCCGGAUUCAGGCCAAUGGCGCGCCCGUUUGCUUGAGCGGGUAUGAUAGCAAGGCUUUCGUCAAAAUUGAUGUCGGCCUCCAGAGGUGCUCGCAGUUCACCAUCACUGCUGUUGCGCCUACCAGGCCAUAAAAGGGGCACACGCACUGGGAGGAGGAGGAGGAGAGUCUUCAUGAUGUUGUAAUUAGCGUAAUCUUGGGGUUGGGGAGGACUUGAGAUAGAUUCAUUUUGAGAUGGAGCCUUGAUACAACGGCCAGGGGUAGAGCUUGUAUGACAUCAACAGAAUAAUUAUCGCGUGAAAUAUUUAUAAGAACCAAGUUGGCAGAGACCCAAUGUUGUCUUGUGGAGGAG
Molecule: messenger RNA, 1059 nt
Organism: Podospora pseudopauciseta
Lineage: Eukaryota; Fungi; Ascomycota; Sordariomycetes; Sordariales; Podosporaceae
Exons: 2
Coding region: 328-840 (170 amino acids)
Source: RefSeq, a predicted model, not a curated record